GGCUCGCCUUCUCCUCCUCCUCCUGCGCCGUGGCAGCGGCGCCUCCAUCUCCUGCUGCUGCUGCUGCUGCUCGUGGCCGGGGGCGCCUCCUGCGCGCAACCCCCGCCGCCGCCCUCCUCCGCCGCCGAGCAGCGCUGCUUCUGCCAGGUCACUGGUCAUCUCGAUGAUUGUACUUGCGACGUGGAGACGAUAGACGCUUACAACAAUUACCAGAUUUUCCCCCGCUUGCAGAAACUCCUAGAAAGCGACUAUUUCAGAUAUUAUAAGGUUAACCUGAAGAAGCCGUGUCCAUUUUGGAACGACAACAGCCACUGCGGGAUUCGAGACUGUGCGGUGAAGCCUUGCCCGUCUGAGGAGGUCCCCGGUGGAAUUAGAUCCGAGAGCUACAAGUAUUCAGAAGAUGCAAAUACCUUUUCUGAUGACUGCGAAAAAGCCGAGAGACUGGGAGCUGUUGAUGGAUCGCUGAGUGAAGAAACAGCCAGGGCCCUCCUUCAGUGGACUCGGCAUGACGAUUCUUCGGACAACUUCUGUGAAGUUGACGAUGUCCACUCUCCCGACGCCGAAUACGUUGAUUUACUUCUCAAUCCCGAGCGUUACACGGGCUACAAGGGUCCGGAAGCCUGGAAAAUCUGGAACAGCAUUUACGAAGAGAACUGUUUCAAGCCUCAGUCGAUAAAAAGGCCUUUAAACCCACUGGCUUCUGGAAGAGGAGCAGGAGAAAACGAAGGGCCUCUGUUCUACAGCUGGCUUGAAGGCCUCUGUGUGGAGAAACGAGCGUUCUACAAACUCAUUUCGGGGCUCCAUGCCAGCAUCAACAUCCACCUGUGUGCCAGGUACCUCUUGAAAGACACCUGGGCCGAGAAGCAGUGGGGCCCCAACGUGACAGAAUUCCAGCGGCGCUUUGACGAAGUCUUGACCCAAGGCGAGGGCCCCCGGCGGCUCAAGAACCUGUACUUCAUCUACCUGAUCGAGUUACGGGCCCUUUCCAAAAUCCUGCCUUUCUUUGACCGCCCCGAUUUCCAGUUGUUUACGGGGCACAAAAGUCGAGACACAGAAACCAAGAGUCUCCUUUUGGAAAUCCUCCAUUUAACCAAAUCUUUCCCUUUGCACUUUGACGAAAAUUCGUUUUUUGCUGGGAACCCGAAAGAAGCAGCCAAACUGAAGGAAGAGGUUCGGCUUCAUUUCAGGAACAUUUCCAGGAUCAUGGACUGUGUUGGAUGUUUCAAAUGCCGCCUUUGGGGAAAGCUGCAGACUCAAGGUUUGGGAACGGCACUGAAAAUUCUGUUUUCGGAGAGCCAGAUAGAAAACAUGCCAGAAAAGGGUCCUUCCCACACCUUCCACCUGACAAGGCAGGAAAUCGUGUCCUUCUUCAAUGCUUUUGGAAGGAUUUCAACGAGUGUCAAAGAAUUAGAAAACUUCAGGAACCUUUUACGACCUCUGCAGUGACCUGGUUUUUGCAAGAGACGGUGCCUCCCCCCGCCCCUUGUUCUCCAUGGAUGGGGCCUGGAGCCGUUCCUCUGAAGUGGUCCCAAGAGACUUGCCCCCCCGCCCCCAGCUUGGGAAGAGGAGUGUCGCUGGCAGGGGCCCAGGGCAUCUGACCCCCCCCCGUCCGGCUUGCAAGCUGACAUUUGUCCCAGCAGGCUCUGAAAUUCUCACGAGAGACUCUUUGGUCCAGGGCAGAGAGAGGCAGACUUUGCCUGUGCGUGUUAACGUCUGUGUCUUUUCUUUGCGGAACUCCUGCGGUCCACCGGCGUUGCUCUUAACUGGACAGAUGGAUGGAAAUCGGUUUCACCUCUGCUGAUCGGAACUCUUUGCUCCAGAAGAAGCUGCUUCAGGGAAUUAACAAGGUGCUGGUUCCGUCCCUUGUCGUGUAGCCGUACAACUGGGCACGUCACCAUCACCUUGUUCAUGAAGUCCGAUUUGCUGACCCAACAUCCGGUGUCAAAACCCAAUAGAAAUCUGGUCCCUCUUCAGCACACCACGCUCAGCAUUCUUCCUUAAAAGAAAUACGCCGGGUUUUCCCUCCGUCAUUUUCCCAAAGUCCAGCAUUUUUUUAAAAACAAGAAUUCCCUUAACAAGAACACUGUGAGCUCUGUUGGGAACUGGCUAAUGGACUGCCAGCCUUCUUUCCAUCUCAAUUCCGGGCAUGUCUUGCGCUGUGGACGCGUCAUUUCUGGACUCCUGCCGAACUCACUGGGCAACACAUUUCUGAAAAAUCCAACAGGUGUGGUUGUAAAUACUCUAGGAAACCUGAGUUAAGGACAGCCCUAAAACAAAGAAGGUCAAACGUU
Molecule: messenger RNA, 2291 nt
Organism: Pogona vitticeps (central bearded dragon)
Lineage: Eukaryota; Metazoa; Chordata; Lepidosauria; Squamata; Agamidae
Gene: ERO1A
Product: endoplasmic reticulum oxidoreductase 1 alpha
Biological process (GO): protein folding in endoplasmic reticulum
Cellular component (GO): endoplasmic reticulum membrane; endoplasmic reticulum
Molecular function (GO): thiol oxidase activity; FAD binding; protein-disulfide reductase activity
Source: RefSeq, a predicted model, not a curated record